UUAACAGUCACCUGCAUGGAUAGUUAGAAACACUUGGUUACAUGACUUAGAAUGGCAGUGUUUUAACCCAAGAAUGUGGGUAACUGCUGCUUUGUUUUUGGGAGACUGCAGAUACACUAUACUUCCAAAAGUUUUGGGACAUCUGCAUUUUCAUGCACAUGAAUGUAAUAUGGAGUUGGCCCACCCUUUGCAGCUAUAACAGCUUCAACUCUUCUGGGAAGGCUUUCCACAAAGGUUUAGGAGUGUGUUUAUGGGAACUUUUGACCAUUACUCUAGAAGUGCAUUUGUGAGGUCAGGCACUGAUGUUGGACGAGAAGGUCUGACUCGCAGUCUCCGCUCUAAUUCAUCCCAAAGGUGUUCUAUCAGGUUGAGGUCAGGACUCUGUGCAGUUCCUCCACACCAAGCUCACUCAUCCAUGUCUUUAUGGACCUUGCUUUGGUCACUGGUGUACAGUCAUGUUGGAACAGGAAGGGGUCAUCCCCAAACUGUUCCCACAAAGUUGGGAACAUGAAAUUGUCCAAAAUGUCUUGGUAUGAAGCUGAAGCAUUAAGAGUUCCUUUCACUGGAACUAAGGGGCCGAGUCCAACCCCAACUGAAUUCAAUGAUUUGCAAAGGUGUCCCAAAACUUUUGGAAAUAUAGUGUAUCUGCAAGUACAGUCAUAUACGUUAUCUUAUUCUCCAAAAAAAAUUGUUUUUCUGUAAGUAGCACCAGUUUACAAAUGUAAUUGGAAUGGAAUGUUUAAAUGGGAUUUUCUCCUGUUUUACUGUUAUUUCACCGGUUUGUCCUGUAAACAGUGCUGCGAAUCAAUUAGCAGAGUCACUGAGUUGUUGGUCAAUGAUCUCUGUUAAACUGUGACUAAACAGGAUUAGUUAUGCCAAACUGGCUCCUGUCACACGUAAACACAUCUCUAUUAUUCUCUUUAUAUCUUUUUCUGCCUUGUUUAUAGUAACCCGAGAAAGACAGCAUGGGUUUUAGGAGCUUUUAUUUUAUUUAAUUCUUGUGUUUGACCUCUGUCCACUCAGGACUGGUUUGUAACUAAGUUCUGCAAUUUCUGUAACAGUCACAGUGUUUUCCUCAUGCCUCACCAUGGCAUACAAAAUUUUUAAUAAUUGUUAUGAAUUACACUGAAUUUGUUUAGUAUUAGAGACUAUUAUUGGUACCCUGUUGCCUCUAGACAACAUGAACAAUUUUAACAACAUCCACUAAUGUUCUGGAGUCGAUUAUUCAUCGAGAGGAAAGCCCAAUAUGGACCGAGUAGCGAGAAGACGUUCGGCACGAUAUACGGCGCAUGCGCAAAUCUAUGCGCAUGCGGGUUGAGGCUUAAGGCGUGAACUUUUCAGCGCGUCAUCUAUUUUCAUCGCACCUCUAGUCCACUGAUGGGAUUUCUAAACUCCCUUGCUGUUACUAUGGGAACGAGGAAAGCCGAUCUAAGGAUUACAGACAUUCUCCUUUAGCUUGCUAGUAGUUACUGCGAUUCUAUUAUUGUCUGCAACCUCUCUCGAAACUAAUAUAUAUCACAGCUAGCGUUAAACAAAAAUAAAAGCUAGCAUGUCGUCAGUUCCAGUGGAGAUGAAAGACGGUGCAGUGUCCAGUUCCAAAUGGCUUGAUGCACACUAUGAUCCAGUUGCCAACUUAUAUACAUUUUCUUCGUGUGUCACUCUGGCAGACUUACAUGGAGAUGGCGAGAACAAGCUGGUGGUGGGUGAUCUGGGUACAGGAGCAGGCAACAUGAAGUUGAAGGUGUAUCGAGGCACUGGACUGCUCAGUGAGAACACCCUACUGGACUUACCCACUGGUCUGGUGUCUUUUCUCAUGGACCAACAUGAGCCUCGCACCCCUGCUAUUGCUGUGGCUUCAGGCCCCUUCAUCUACAUCUACAAGAACUUGCGACCCUAUUUCAAGUUCACUUUACCCACUCUGGAGAUCAACCCCUUGGAGCAGGAUGUAUGGAAUCAGGCUAGAGGGGAUAUGAUUGACCCAAUGACACUAAAAGAAAUGUUAGAGGGCAUAAGAGAUAAGGCAGACAUCCCACUAUCAGUCAGAACGUUACGGUUCCUCAUGCUUGAACCACAGGAAAUGGAGUCUUAUGUUAACCUUCACAAAGAGCAGCCCAUACGCAGACAGACGGUAAUUACAUGCAUAGCGACACUGAAGAAGAACAUGGCGGAUGACGAUGCAGUCAGCUGUCUGGUUAUUGGCACGGAAAGUCAAGACGUUUAUAUCUUGGACCCGGAAGCCUUUACCAUUCUCUCAAAAAUGUCCCUUCCCAGUGUUCCUACACUCAUGGAUGUGACUGGUCAGUUUGACAUAGAGUUCAGAAUCAUCGUAGCCUGUCGCAAUGGGAACAUCUAUAUCCUGCGCAGGGACUCGCAGAAGCCCAAGUACUGCAUAGAGCUGUCCUCUCACCCUGUUGGGCUGGUCAGGAUGGGAAAGAAUGUGGUGGUGGGCUGUGCUCAGGAGACGAUGCAAAGUUUCACUCAGAAGGGAAAGAAGCUGUGGACGACUUACCUGCCUGCUCCAGUCACCACUAUGGCCCUUCUGGAUUUGCCCACACGGGGCUUCCAGGCUGUACUGGUGGCUCUGGCCAACUGCGAGGUCCAUGUGUACCGGGACAAGAACUUAGUCAGCACCAUUAAAACACAGGACGUGGUGACCAGCAUUUGUUUUGGCCGAUAUGGUCGUGAAGAUGGCACACUAAUCAUGACCACCAAAGGAGGGGGUCUGAUUGUUAAAAUCCUGAAGAGAACAGCAGUGUUUGAUGACCGGGACUCCAUCUCUGGUCCCCCAGUAGCCCAGAGCAUCCGUCUGAACGUUCCCAAGAAAACUAAGCUUUAUGUGGACCAGACAAUGAGAGAAAGGGAGAAUGCUGUGGCUAUGCACAGAGCUUUCCAAAUGGACCUGAGCAGGCUGCGGCUAGCUGCAGCCAGAGCCUACGUCAAAGCCCUGGAGUCCAGCCUCACUCCUAUGUCCGCCAGCUUGACAGAACCUCUAAAGAUGAAUGCGGUGGUUCAAGGCUUAGGCCCGUCCUUCAAACUCACUCUGAACAUCCAGAACACUGCAGCAUGUCGCCCUGUGAUGAACCUAGCCAUUAGUUUCCUGUAUGAUGAGAAUUUGUACAGUAUGAGGACAGCCUUUUUUAAGAUCCCCCUGCUGGUUCCAGGGCUAAAUUACCCCAUUGACACCUUUGUGGAGUGUCUGAGCGAUAAAGGGAUUUCAGAUAUCAUUAAAGUGUUUGUGCUGAAAGAAGGGAAGAGCACCCCGCUACUCACCGCACACAUUAACAUGCCUGUAAGUGAAGGACUGGCACUCAACUAGAAGAACUGGACGAGUGUGUGCACUAGUGCUGGAUGAGAUUGUUGCUGUGUCUGUGUAGAGGCAGGGCUUAGCCAUUACGCCACAGAGACUGAAGAGACACUUGCUACAGGGGGUCAGAGAUGUUUGUGCUGGCCGUAGAAGCUUUAGGUUAAAUCCGAAAGAGAGGUUUUGAUGUGAUUGCUGCGGUCACCGGUGUUUCAUUGUAAAAUGCAGCGCUGAAUGUGUUUGUACCUUUAAUGGCUUUUUUGUAAUACAGUAUUGUAAUUAGUAUUUAUUUUUGUAAGUUUACUCACUAACCACUUUAUUAGGAACAUGUGCACAUUCAUGUAAUUCAUUCAUGGACAAAUCUGUUGAAAGCCAGUUUGGUUUCCACACAACCCAAUAAAUUCUACAGUGCUUAAUCCAACCUCUCUGGCAGCAGCAACCAUGUCACAGUCACAGUAGCCGAGAUCUGAAUGUGAAUAUUAACUGAAAGACUUAUGAUCUUGUGCAUCGUGCCGCAGCCACGUGAUUGGCCGAGUGGAUGAAUGUGUGCAUGAGCAGGUGAUCCAAAUAAAGUAGCUGGGGAGUGUACACCGAUCAGGCAUAACAUUAUGCACACUGACAGGUGAAGUGAAUCUCCUCAUCAUGGCACCUGUUAGUGGGUGGGAUAUAUUAGGCAGCAAGUGAACAUUUUUCCCUCAAAGUUGAUGUUAGAAGCAGGAAAAAUGGACAAGUGUAAGGAUUUGAGUGAGUUUGACGAAUGACCAAAUUGUGAUGGCUAGACCACUGGAUCAGAGCAUCUCCAAAACUGCAGCUCUUGUGGGGUGUUCCCGGUCUGCAGUGGUCAGUAUCUAUCAAAAGUGGUCCAAGGAAGGAACAAUGGUGAACCGGCGACAGGCUCAUGGGCGGCCAAGGGUCAUUGAUGCACGUGGGGAGUGAAGGCUGGCCCGUGUGAUCCGAUCCAACAGACGAGCUACUGUUGCUGAAAUUGCUGAAGAAGUUAAUGCUGGUUCUGAUAGAAAGGUGUCAGAAUACACAGUGCAGGACGGGUCAGGGCUGUUUCGGCAGCAAAAGGGGGACCAAGACAAUAUUAGGCAGCUGGUCAUAAUGUUAUGCCUGGUCGUUGUAUGUUGUUUAUUAAUCCUAAUAAUGUCUUGCUGACAUGUUUAAUGGAAUAAAGUGUACAAGAAAAAUUUA
Molecule: messenger RNA, 4495 nt
Organism: Hemibagrus wyckioides
Lineage: Eukaryota; Metazoa; Chordata; Actinopteri; Siluriformes; Bagridae
Gene: bbs1
Product: Bardet-Biedl syndrome 1
Exons: 17
Coding region: 1550-3316 (588 amino acids)
Biological process (GO): non-motile cilium assembly; protein localization to cilium
Cellular component (GO): BBSome; centrosome; axoneme
Molecular function (GO): smoothened binding; patched binding
Source: RefSeq, a predicted model, not a curated record